CCAUUUAAAUCCCCAUCUCUCCCUCCUUCUCCCUGCUUUUCCACCAAACACUCAACAUCUUUCAUCACUUUACAUCAAAACUUUCUCCUCACUUCAACAUGGUUCAGUCGCGAUCUGAAGUCAUGCAGCAGUUGGCCUCUCUGUCGACUGCAGAGAUUCUCAGUCUUCUCACUGAUGAAACCAUCCUCGAAGUUGCUGCCAAGUACUUCGAAACCCACGCCACCAACAUCGAUGUCAAUCUGCCUCUGAGCCCUACUGAGGUGGACGCUAUCUUGACUCCUCCAUCUCCCACUCAGUCCGAUGUCACCCCUGCUCCUCGUGCCAAGCGGCCUCUCAAUGCUUUCAUGGCAUUUCGCACUUUCUACAUGAAAAUCUUCCCGGACAUCCAGCAGAAGAGCGCUUCUGGCUUCUUGACCACUCUUUGGAACAAGGACCCGUUCAGAAACAAGUGGGCACUCAUUGCAAAGGUCUACUCUUUCGUGAGGGAUGAGGUCGGCAAGCGCAACAUCGCCUUGUCGCGCUUUCUUGAUGUUUGCUGUCCUGCCAUGAACAUCAUCCACCCAAGCCGCUACAUCGCCGCUCUUGGCUGGUCUGUUACUUAUGAUGACGCCGGCUGCCAUGUCCUCCAUCAAGACCGCCCGACCGACCUGGACCAUUUCCAGAAUGAGGUUGUCCCAAGCACUGAGAUGGAUCUCCUCCGUGCUCUUCUGCAGACAGGGUACCUUUCUGAUCGCGGUCUGGCACUCCUGGAGCGACUCGGCGAGAGCACCAACGGAAUCAUGACCACCUACGGAUCGUCGAUUGAGCCACCAGCGAUGCAGACUCCGGAGAAGAUUAGCUUCAUUGAGACCAUUCGAGCAGAUCCAGUUCACGCGGCGAAGGAACUGUUUCGGGCUAGAGAAGAUGAGUAUCUCAACCCCCGGGCAGUUGCCACCUACGAAGUCCACGAUCUUAGCAGCGCACCCUACACUGCGAUGCAAGCUCCUCAGCCGGAUCCUCUCCAGUACUACAACUUCGCUGGGGCGAGCAUGGGACUUCGCCCAGGCAGAACCUUCCACCUUCGCAGUGUUGAGGAGUUCGAUUCCAUUGACAUCGACAGCCCCUACGACGUCGAUGCCAUGAUGGGAUACACUCAGUCAGAGGGCGAGAGAACUGAGGGUCAAGAGGACACGAACCCUUACGAUCCUCAGUCCGAGUAUCACCCCCUGGGUUAAGCUCGCUUUCAGUCUCGGUUGGACAGAGAUGGUUGGACAGUGGGAGAGGUACGAGAUGAUGGCACACAUGUGAAGUGUGGAUAACACUGGGAGGAUGCUCGGAAAGGAAUUUGUUCUGUUUAGCUCACUCCGAAACACAAAAUGACUUGAUUCUGAAUGCUAUAUUUCCUUGCUACAA
Ilyonectria robusta is the source of this 1392-nucleotide messenger RNA. Its product is annotated as MAT1-1-1. Lineage: Eukaryota; Fungi; Ascomycota; Sordariomycetes; Hypocreales; Nectriaceae. The record is from RefSeq and is a predicted model, not a curated record. Gene Ontology annotation, biological process: positive regulation of mating-type specific transcription, DNA-templated. Bases 99 to 1214 code for a protein of 371 amino acids. Gene Ontology annotation, molecular function: DNA binding, bending. Gene Ontology annotation, cellular component: nucleus. The transcript has 3 exons.